AUGCUCUAUACCACUUUUACCAAUGAUUUGCGCGUGCACUUCUUACAAAGCAGCAGUAUACACAGAAUAGAGCACGCCUUGAAAAGAAUGGCACAAACUGGUAACGUUGGCGAUGGUAGUGCGCUGUUCGAGUCAUUACGUUUACUAUUGCCAACAAAUUGUAGAUCAGAGUAUACCUUGAUCAAUGGUUACGCCAAGGGCUCGAAAGGGCGGAUAAGAAAGGAAUUAGCGCCCAGAUGCCCCAUUACCCUCCAUGACGCUAAGGAAACAUCUUAUCGAGCAGAAACGAUAGAUGAUACGGACAUUACAUACUCCAAUAGACCUCGCCAAGGUUCCCACUCACGCCGAUCCAGACGCGAUGGAGAUCGACAAACCACACGUUUGGUCAAACAAGACUAUGUAACAACACUACACCCAAUGACUAUCAAGGAACCACUAAUGGCCAAGCGACGCGAAUUCCUAACGAAGUCGGCAAAUCAUCGCCAGAUUGAAAUCAUUGUUACCCAGUGGGGCCCCUACGAGUAUGGUUUCAGGAGACCUCGUUGA
Molecule: messenger RNA, 546 nt
Organism: Saccharomyces kudriavzevii IFO 1802
Lineage: Eukaryota; Fungi; Ascomycota; Saccharomycetes; Saccharomycetales; Saccharomycetaceae
Exons: 1
Coding region: 1-546 (181 amino acids)
Source: RefSeq, a predicted model, not a curated record